AUGCAGUCGAACAAGUUGGAUUUCUCCUGUGCCCUGGUCACUGGAGGCGGCGGCGGCAUUGGCAAGGCCUUUUCCGAGUACCUCAUUAAAAAGGGAAAAAAGGUCAUCAUCGCGGGUCGCACCGAGUCCAGUCUCGCAUCCACAGCCAAAGAGAUCGGAGCUACGGCCUAUUAUGUCCUGGAUACUAGCGCAACCUCGACAUUUCCCGCGUUCAUCAACAAAAUCACGACGGAGCACCCUGAAGUUGACUGCCUGAUCAACAACGCGGGCGUACAGCGACCACUGCAGGUGCUCAAAAAUAACGCAACCGACUUCCUUGAGAAGGCGGACCAAGAGAUCGACACAAACAUCCGCGGGCCGAUGCACCUUGCGCUAGGCCUACUGCCACACUUUCAGUCCAACCCGAACGGUGCCGUCAUCAUCAACGUGUCCAGUGUGUUGGGCUUCGUACCAAUCAGCAUCAUAAACCCCGUCUACAACGGCACUAAGGCAUGGCUGCAUUUCUGGUCAAUGAACCUGCGCACGCAGCUGAGAGACACGAAGAUCAAGGUCAUUGAAAUUGCGCCACCCACGGUCGCGACGGCUCUGCACCGUGAGCGAGACGACCCGGACGACAACAAGAAGGAUAAGAACCCGAAUGCAUUGAGCGUGGAGGAGUUCAUGGAGGAAGUCGCCAGGAAACUGGAGAGGGGCGACGAGACGAUCGGAGCUGGCAUGGCAGCUGAGCUAGUGGACAGGUGGUUCGGCGCGUUUGGCGAUCAGUAUGCGGAGGCUGCUGGUGGGAAAUAG
Messenger RNA from Lasiodiplodia theobromae, 789 nucleotides. RefSeq names its product Short-chain dehydrogenase/reductase SDR. The transcript has a single exon. The record is from RefSeq and is a predicted model, not a curated record. Bases 1 to 789 code for a protein of 262 amino acids. Lineage: Eukaryota; Fungi; Ascomycota; Dothideomycetes; Botryosphaeriales; Botryosphaeriaceae. Gene Ontology annotation, cellular component: membrane.